AUGAUCCCUCCAGACUGUGGUUCGUGUUUUGCGAUGGCUGCCACAAGCGUCAUAGCUGACCGCGCCAACAUCAAGAGAGGUGGGGUCUGGCCUUCCACAUACCUCUCUGUACAGCACGUUCUGGACUGUGCGAAAGCGGGCAACUGUCAGGGCGGAAGUGACGCUGAAGUGUUUCGAUACGCCCAUACUCGCGGGAUUCCUGACGAGACUUGUAACAACUACCAGGCUAUAGUUCAGGAAUGUUCAUCUUUCAACCAGUGCGGUACGUGCACCAGAACUUCAAACUGCUUUUCGCUCAGCCAGUACAGAAGGGUUAGGGUCGGGGACCACGGAAGUGUGAGUGGGAGAGAGAACAUCAUGGCCGAGGUGCUCCACGCGGGGCCUGUCAGGUGGGAUCAUUGUCGUCGUCAUCGUUGUCGUCAUCUUGAAUCAGGGAUCAAGAUACAGUUUUCCAGAGCUUUGCUGGAAAUAGGUGAGAAUGGCUGGUUCAGAAUCGUCACCAGUAAAUACAAGGAAGGUAAAGGCGGCGAAUACAACCUGGAUAUAGAAGCAGGCUGCUACUACGGAGAUGUCAUUGUUUAGCAAGGACUCGCGUGUUUACGUCAGCACUCGAUGUGGUUGGCUGCGGAGGACUGGGCACUGGGGAAGAACGAUUGUAUUUAAAACAACAGGACCAAAAAAAUUCGUUCAAGGAGCAGCGACUGUUCAAAGCGAAUACCUCGUCUUUGUGGUAUUUGUCAUGGUCUCGGUACUCAAAGUAUUUAAUGUCUUUUUGCAGUUUACAGAGAAAGAUAGGCUCAAUAAAUCCCCCUCGGUAUUUUCAGUCUUAGGACUUUGAUGGUAACAUUUUGAAACAAAUUCUCCUUACUUGAAGCACCGGUUACCUGCACUUUGCUGUAGUUGGGAGCUACUUAACUUUUGAAUGAGAUCUUUUCUUUACUAUCUUUUGGCGAGUGUUUAAUAUGAGUUCGAGGUUUGCUUUCAGUCAUAAUUCAGACAUACAGUCUGGAAUGAAAAUUUGUGCCUGUUGGGGAAAGUUUUUAUUCUUGCGUGUGGUUUAAUCUCUAUUCUGCUUUUCGUCUCACACUGGCCACCCUGUCAAACAAGUCAGCCUUCAUCCCUGUCUGUGAGUGGUUGAUUCCUAUCAAACUGUUCAAUAUGUAAGUAAGCACAAUGAGGUGCUUCUCUUAUUUCACCUUGAAGAACGUAACAAAAUCUUCACCAUCUGAAUAUUUUUUUUUAGAUUGUAAACAGUUCUUCAACACAUGUACAGCUACUGUGUACUGAGUACCGGUAUAGGAAAAGGGCUGGCAAGUGUAUAUUUUUAGUUAAAAUUUUAUGGUUGGACCCCCCCCCCCUUCCCCACCAACAAAUAAAUGAAUAAUAAGUAAAUAAAUAAACAAACAAACAAACAAACAAAUAAAUAAAUAAAUAAAUAAAGCUCAAUUUCAGGGUGAAUUGGCUUGGCUCUGGUUCUUGAAAAAUCGAGAGUCUUGUCUAGCUAGCUGUGUUCGCUACUGUUAGCGAUUACACUAAGUUAAACUGUAACAAAGGGAUAUAGAUCUAAUAAUAUACUAGUCGCUGUUUCCCGCUCGGUGUUCCCAGGGAACAGUGACGUCAGAAGUCAUUCCUCAAGGAACUGCCGGUUGAUUAGUGUGGUUUCCUCUUUCUGCCUUUUCUUCCUAUUUUUUUCUCUCUUUUUUUCUUUGGUUUCUUCUUACUAUUAUUCGCAUUCUGCAGCUGAGUUUCGAUUUAUGAUGCUGUACUGCUUUAAAACUAUUCGAUAACGCUCAAUAUUAUAUUAAACAUAAACUGUAUUUUUACCUGUUAGCUCCUUUGAUUCCUAUACAGUACUGCAAGACCUGCUUUAUAAAUUUACCAAAAAGCCUGCCAUACAGCUCCGGGCAAAACAGCAAAGAGAUUAAUUGACUUAAUCGCUUUACUGAUAGUCCUGCUUUAAGUAUUAGUAUUAGCUUUCGUAUUCAUAUGAGUAUUCGUAUUCGUAUCGUAUUCCUAUUAGUAUUUGGUUUAGUACUAGUAUUAAUAAGAGUCUUACGGCACUUGUAACACAAUGAGGUCAUAUAUAACUGCCGAAGAUUAGAGGUGUUACAAUC
Messenger RNA from Aplysia californica (California sea hare), 2114 nucleotides. RefSeq names its product cathepsin Z-like. Bases 1 to 582 code for a protein of 193 amino acids. NCBI's taxonomy places the organism in Eukaryota, Metazoa, Mollusca, Gastropoda, Aplysiida, Aplysiidae. Gene Ontology annotation, cellular component: lysosome. Gene Ontology annotation, molecular function: cysteine-type endopeptidase activity. The record is from RefSeq and is a predicted model, not a curated record. The transcript is spliced from 6 exons.